This is a messenger RNA of Morchella sextelata, 1593 nucleotides long. RefSeq lists its product as uncharacterized. The coding region runs from base 1 to 1593 and encodes 530 amino acids. The record is from RefSeq and is a predicted model, not a curated record. The transcript is spliced from 2 exons. Gene Ontology annotation, biological process: mitotic DNA damage checkpoint signaling; protein phosphorylation. Lineage: Eukaryota; Fungi; Ascomycota; Pezizomycetes; Pezizales; Morchellaceae. Gene Ontology annotation, cellular component: nucleus. Gene Ontology annotation, molecular function: protein serine/threonine kinase activity; ATP binding.
AUGUCCCUCAACGCCUCCGCCGCGUACACCACCACCUCGACCUCCAAGCAGCACCUCUCGACCACCACCGCCGCCACCCCCACCCCCACCUCCACAACCCCCAGCGACUCCGGCCCCGAGACCGUCGAGCUGCAGCCCACCGACGACGACCGCGCCUUCGCCUCCGACGACGACGACGAGGACGACGAGGACGACGAGGACGACGAGGACGUCUCCGGCACCGACCACUACACCAGCGCCACCCACCGCGCGCGCGCCCUCGCCUCCGGCGACCCCUCCGCCUCCGAAGCCGACGACUACGACGAAGAAGCCGACGACGACGACGACGACGACGACGACCACACCGUGACGGGCGAAGCCGCCUCCGCCUCCGAAGACGACGAGGAGGAGGAGGCGGCCUCGUCCCCCGGCGCAUACUCGGCGAGCGAGGACGAGGACGACGACCCCUCGCAGCUGGACCCGGCCGUGGCCGAGGAGAUGGACAAGUUCGAGGCGACGUUCAAGGGCUUCUCGCGGCGCUUCCGGCUCGUCAACAAGAUUGGCGAGGGCACGUUCUCGAGCGUGUACAAGGCCGAGGACCUCGAGUACGAUCUGUUCGACAACUCGUGGGACCACUCGCACUCGGGGUCGGGGCCGGGGUCGCGGAGGGCGGGGGGGAGGCCAAAGUAUGUGGCCGUCAAGAGGAUCUAUGUGACGAGCUCGCCGGCAAGGAUCCAGAAUGAGCUGGAGCUGCUGCACGACCUGAGUGGGUGCGAGAGCGUGGUGCCGCUGAUCACGGCGUUCCGCUGCCUGGACCAGGUGGUGGCCGUGAUGCCGUACUUUAAGCAUGUGGACUUUCGCGAGUAUUUUAGGGAGCUGGGUAUGGUGGACAUCAAGUGCUACUUUCGGAACCUGUUUCAGGCGCUGAGGCAUGUGCAUAACCAUGGGAUUAUCCAUCGCGAUAUCAAGCCUACCAACUUCCUCUACGACUUCCGCCGCGGCCGCGGCGUCCUCGUCGACUUCGGCCUCGCCGAACGCGAAGGCACCGACAGCCAAUUCUGCCUCUGCCAGCACGCCACCCCGCCCAGCACCCGGCCCCCCACGCUCGCCCCCUCGCUCGGCUACCCCAAACACGACUCGCGGCCCUCGCGGCGCGCCAACCGCGCCGGCACGCGCGGCUUCCGCGCGCCCGAGGUCCUCUUCAAAUGCACCAGCCAAACCACCAAGCUCGACAUCUGGUCCGCCGGCGUCAUCCUGCUCACCAUCCUCUCGCGGCGCUUCCCGUUCUUCAACAGCAGCGACGACGUGGACGCCAUGAUUGAGAUCGCGACCAUCUUCGGAAAGGCGAAGAUGAAGGCGUGUGCGGCGCUGCAUGGGUGUGUGUUUGAGACGAGUAUCGCCACGAUUGGCGAGAGGGGGUUUACGCUGGAGAAGAUUGUGCUGUGGGCGACGAAUCGGACGGCGAAUGGGAGUAGUAGGGAUGGGACGGGGGAUCAGCGGCUGGGGAGUGAGGAGGCGGAGGCGGUGGAGCUGCUGAGGGGGUGCUUCGAGUUGGAUCCGGGGAGGAGGUGGGCCGCGCAGGAGGCGCUGGAGUGUGUUUUUUUGAGGGAGUAG